Messenger RNA from Musa acuminata AAA Group (dessert banana), 1533 nucleotides. RefSeq names its product bZIP transcription factor 12. The coding region runs from base 217 to 987 and encodes 256 amino acids. Gene Ontology annotation, cellular component: nucleus. Gene Ontology annotation, molecular function: DNA-binding transcription factor activity. The record is from RefSeq and is a predicted model, not a curated record. NCBI's taxonomy places the organism in Eukaryota, Viridiplantae, Streptophyta, Magnoliopsida, Zingiberales, Musaceae. Gene Ontology annotation, biological process: positive regulation of DNA-templated transcription. The transcript is spliced from 4 exons.
UAGAAACCCUCAAAAGGUUAAUAAAUUCGAGUUCGGUCCGUCUCUUCCGCGAAUACCACGCGGAGACGACGACCUCUCUCGCUCGCGCUUUCUCUCUCUCCCCCUCUCCCGACAGACGGAGAAAGAGUGAGAGAUCGAGAGAAGGGAGAAAUAGAUCUCCGAAAACCCUAACACUAACCCCCAUCGCCAGCGAUUGGAGAUCGAAAUCCGCGGUUCAUGGCGUCCUCGCGGGUGAUGGCGUCCUCCUCCUCGGCGAAUUCCGAUCUGACGCGCCAGUCUUCCAUCUGCUCCCUUCCAGUCACCGAUCUCCAGAGCUCCAUCAGCGGCGGCGGAGAGCUCACCAAGAACCUCGGCUCCAUGAGCAUGGACGACCUCUUCCGCAACAUAUGCGGCGACAACCCCGUGGCCUUCGCAGGCGGCGCGGAGGGUGGAGUCUCGGUGUCCCGGCAGGGUAGCUUCGCGUUUCCGAAGAGCGUCGGCGAGAAGUCAGUGGAUGAGGUGUGGCGGGAGAUCACCGCCGGCCGGAAGGCGGACGGCGGGGACGGACCCGGAUCGGAGAUGACGCUGGAGGACUUCCUGGCGAGGGCCGGGGCGGUGGGGGAGGACGACGUCGGCGUUCCGUCGGGAUCGAGCCAGGUGGCGUUUCAGCCGCAUCCGGUUGUGGGGGAUCGGUUGGGGCAGCCGCAACAGUUGCCCGUGGAGAAUCCUGCUUUGGGGCUUGGGAAUGGAGCGGAGGGUGUUGGAAAGGUAGGGAGAGGGAAGAAGAGAUCGGUGUUGGAUCCGGUGGAUAGGGCUGCGCUACAGCGGCAGAAGAGGAUGAUAAAGAACAGGGAGUCCGCAGCUAGAUCGAGGGAGAGGAAGCAGGCUUAUAUUGCUGAGCUUGAAUCUUUAGUCGCACAGUUGGAGGAAGAAAACGCACAGCUAUUGAGAUCUCAGGAGCAGCAGCAAAAGAUGAGAGUUAAGCAGCUGUCUGGUUGGGCUAGUUGAAUCCGAACUCAAAAGCUAUUUACCCAAGAACAUACUAAAGGCCAGUAGUGUCAAAAAUAUUCUUUUUAAGCAUUUGCCUAUUACGUUUGCAAUCGUAACAAUGAAGUUAAUAGCUUACAAUUGUUUUGCAGCUUUUGGAAAACAUAGUACCAGUUACUGAGAUGAAAAAACCACGCCGAAUUCUGCGAAGAACUUGCUCUAUGGAGUGGUAGAGAGAGAGAGAGAAAGAGAGAGAGGGGGUAUCAAAGUUAGACUCAGGAGAUCUGUUUCCAGUGAUCCUUUUGAGUGGAUUUUUUUGCAGUGUAUAAAGAGAACCCAUCGAUCCAGGACAGGUAGUAGAACAACAUUUGGGCGUCAUGAAGGAUGAUGGCUGUGUUAUCAUCUCAUUGUUUAGCUAUAUUAUCUUCAUUAAAAGGAGUGGUAUCGUACAGAAAGAAACAUAAAUAAGCAACAGACGCUAACCACUCACAAACCCUGACUAUCUGAUUUCUCAAACUUGUUUCCAUGGUUUUAAUUCAUACCCUUUUUAGGUGUUGUUCCUGUUCA